GAGCUAUUAAAGGACAAAGAACUUUUACAGAAAUAUGGUUCUGAGAAAUUUGACGUCUCACCACCAGAAAAGAAGAAGAAAGGAAAGAAAGAGAAAAAAGUAGAAGAAGAGAAGAAAGAACCUGAACCAGUUCCAGAGAAGGUGAGAUAUGACAUGUAA
Messenger RNA from Trichomonas vaginalis G3, 159 nucleotides. RefSeq lists its product as uncharacterized. NCBI's taxonomy places the organism in Eukaryota, Parabasalia, Trichomonadida, Trichomonadidae. The annotation marks the transcript as partial. The transcript has a single exon. The record is from RefSeq and is a predicted model, not a curated record.